Molecule: messenger RNA, 1030 nt
Organism: Drosophila obscura
Lineage: Eukaryota; Metazoa; Arthropoda; Insecta; Diptera; Drosophilidae
Product: RNA-binding protein 7
Exons: 1
Coding region: 73-813 (246 amino acids)
Biological process (GO): regulation of alternative mRNA splicing, via spliceosome
Cellular component (GO): nucleus
Molecular function (GO): single-stranded RNA binding
Source: RefSeq, a predicted model, not a curated record
GAUUGUUUAAAAAAAAAAAAAAAUAAAUAAACACCCCCGAAUCGAAAAACGGCAAAAUUCAUAGAAAAAACAAUGGAUCUGCAAGUGAUAAUGCAAAAGAUGAUGCAGGAUUGGAACGGUUACGGCUAUGGUAAUGGAAUGCAGGGCGGACAGCAGCCCUUCGACCAAUAUCCGCCAAAUGGGAUAUUCGACCAGGCUGCAGCUCCAGACGAACAGGAGGACGAAGACGACGAGGACGAUGAUGAACAGCGCACGUUGUUCUGUGGCAAUCUGGACGAGCGUGUUACCGAGGAGAUCCUGUUCGAAGUGUUCCUGCAAGCUGGUCCGAUUGAGGGUGUACGCAUUCCCUCGGACAACACUGGGCGGCAGCGCAACUUUGGUUUUGUGACCUACCAGCGCAUAUCUGCGGUUCCGUUUGCAUUGGAGUUGUACCAGGGCUUGGAACUGUUUCAGAAAAAGGUAACCAUCAAGCAGCAAGGGGCAGACAAGAUCAAGCCACCGCCAACAUUUGGACAAAAUCGUUUGCGGAACCCGUUCAUGCACGAGUUGCCCCCUCACGCACCCAACGACCCUGGAGCAUUCCGCCACGGUCGUCACAGCUUACACGGUGCUAGACCGUAUGACCGCAAUGCUGGCGCGAACAGCAAGUACAACAUUGGGGACCAGCGUCGCCGCUCCGACAGCGCCGUUAUGGAUCGCAAUCGGCCAAGGGCGCAUCCGCAUCCACCGCCGCAGCAUCCGCAUCCUCAGCAGCACCAUCAGCACGACAGACGUUUGGAUCAGCGCAGCAAUAACAAGCGCCGAAUGCUCUGACGGUAUACGUACAAAGCAAUCCGAUUCAGUUAAAGAUAACAAUGUUUUUAUUAGUCUUUAAGUAUUGCUUAAGAACAUCUAGAUAGAAACUUUUGUAUGUAUCAUCGUAAAGCAGAUCACACUACACACAUUCAUCAAUGAAAUUCGCAUUCCCCUGGAAUGUGCCUUUGCCUUUGUAUAAAUAGAGCUAAGCUGUACAGAUGACAGAUGCAGAUGC